Diutina rugosa is the source of this 1311-nucleotide messenger RNA. It is a transcript of the gene EHD3, whose product is annotated as mitochondrial 37S ribosomal protein mS47. NCBI's taxonomy places the organism in Eukaryota, Fungi, Ascomycota, Pichiomycetes, Serinales, Debaryomycetaceae. Gene Ontology annotation, cellular component: mitochondrion. Gene Ontology annotation, molecular function: 3-hydroxyisobutyryl-CoA hydrolase activity. Bases 1 to 1311 code for a protein of 436 amino acids. Gene Ontology annotation, biological process: L-valine catabolic process. The record is from RefSeq and is a predicted model, not a curated record. The transcript has a single exon.
AUGGUCGACUUGAUGUUGCCUGAGUUGACUCUGCAAGCGCAAUCGUCGGUGCUGGGAGUCACCAUCCUCACAUCCACCAUCAAGAAGGCGUUGUGCGCCGGUGGUGACGUCGCUGCCUGCGCCGAAUCCAUCGUCGACGGCAACCCUGGCUACGGGGCUGACUUCUUCCAGAAGGAAUACAACUUGAACUACUUGAUCUCCACCUUCCCCAAGCCUUACGUUUCCCUUAUGGACGGGAUCACCAUGGGUGGUGGCUGCGGUAUCUCGUUACACGCUCCUUUCCGUGUCGCUACCGAAAAGACUAAGCUUGCCAUGCCCGAAAUGGACAUUGGUUUCUUUCCCGACGUCGGUACCACCUUCUUCUUGCCCAAGUUGGACGACAAGCUUGGUUACUACUACGCCCUUACCGGUUCGGUCAUGUCCGGUGUUGACGCUUACCUCGCUGGUUUCGCCACCCACUUUGUUCCCCUGGACCAAAUCGAUGCCUUGAUCAACCGUUUGGCUAACUUGCAACCGCCCAAGAUCAACGGCCAAGCCACCGCCGGCAUGGAUGUCAUCUACAACAACCUGGAAUACUUUGCUCAAGUCAACCAAGUGCUUGAAGAAUUCUCGGUCAACCAAUUGCCCGAAGGCGCCAAGUUCCCCUUCACUGGCGAUGAACUUGCCACCAUCAACGCCGCUUUCUCGCAAAAGCUGAUUGAAUCCGUGUUUGAAUACCUCGAAAAGCAAGGCAGCCCCUUCGCCGCCAAGUUGUUGGACACCUUGAAGAAGAAACCCACUUCGUCGCUCAAGGUUGCCUUUGAACUUUUGAAGCGUGGUUCUACCAACACCAUCCGCAAGCAAUUGGAACAAGAAAUGAUUGCUGCCACCAACAUCCAAUGCAUCCCCGUCGAAGACAACGACUUUGUCAAGGGUGUCUCGCACAAGUUGAUCAAGAAGAUCAAGGAACCGUUCUUCCCCGAAUGGACCGCGGCCUCGAAGAUUGAUGAUGCGUUCGUGCAAAAGGUGGUCACUCCCUCGAUCAACACCACCAAGUACUUGAGAGAACCCCUCUUAAACAAGUACUUCGGCAUUGAUUUCAAGCAAUACCCCUUCCACAUGGGUUUGCCCACCAACCAACAGAUCGCUGAAUUCAUUGCUGGUGCCGAUGGCUCCAACCGUCUGUACUUGCCCACCCCCAAGGAAGUGGUGGCCCACUUUGACAAGAAGACCAACCACAAGGCCGGUGUGGCUGAAAAGGUGACCGCGGCUCUUGCUGUCCACGGUGAUGCUAGUAAGUAUGACGGCAAGUAUGUUUCGUGGAGAAACUAA